Messenger RNA from Plasmodium gallinaceum, 1368 nucleotides. Its product is annotated as conserved Plasmodium protein, unknown function. The record is from RefSeq and is a predicted model, not a curated record. Lineage: Eukaryota; Apicomplexa; Aconoidasida; Haemosporida; Plasmodiidae. Bases 1 to 1368 code for a protein of 455 amino acids. The transcript has a single exon.
AUGAAUGAUUUUUCAAUUUUAUUUAUUAGAAAGCUCGUUCCUUGUGUUAGUUUGAACAAAAUUAAUUCUGUAUAUUUAUUGAAACACCUUGAAAAUGUUUGUGAACAUAUUUUUCAAGAAAAUAAGUAUAAUGUUAAAAAACCAAUAAAGAAUUGUUUUUCUAACGUGUUUUUAAAAAAAAAAGGAAAGAAGAAAAAGAAAAUAACGAAUUCUGUAAUAAGUACUGAAAGAAGCAAUAAAAUUUUUAGGCAAGUCUAUCAAUAUUUUGACAAAGCAACAGUUUUAUUACCAGAAUUGGGUCCAAAUGGUAUCCUUAGGUUGUUAUAUGCUUUAUUAAAAGUAAAAAAUUUCGAAAGAAAUAAGGCAAAAAAAAUAACUGUUUUAAAAUACAUUGAAUAUUAUAUAUUAAGAAGUUCUAUAAAUGAUGAAAUUUUUAAUUUUUGGAAACAUUUUACAAUAAAUGAUGCAGUAUUACUAUUUAAAAUGUUUAUUAUGAAUGAUUACUUUUCUUAUGAUUUACUUAAUACAUUAACUAAUAAGAUAAUUGACAAUAUAAAAUGUUCUGUUCCAUCUGAUAUAGUUAUAUUUUUGUCUGCAUAUCAUACGUAUAAACAAAAAAUAAAAUAUAAGAGAUAUAAAAUAAAGGAGAUAUUUUUAACUUAUAAUUCUUUGAAAAUACUAUACAAUGAAGUCGUAAAUAAUUUUGAUCUUACAAAUAAGGAAAUAUGUAAUUUUAUUAUGUUUUAUUCUUUAUACGGUAAAAGUAUUUCAUUAGAUGAAAAAAUAAUGAUAUACUUUAAAGUAGUUCAGCAUAUAGAAAAAACUAUGUUAAUUUAUUCACCUGAGCAAAUUAAAAAUCUAAUUAUAAGUUUAUUUAGAAUUCAUAACUUUACAUUUGAUAACACUUUUAAUGAAAACAUAUAUAAAUGUUAUGAUAAAACUUUAACGAAUGAAAUAUUAAAGAAAUUAUUCAAAUUAUAUAAUUAUCGCAACAUAGAUGUAAAAAUAGAAGAUGAAUUAAAUAUUUUAGAUCAAUCAUUAAAAAACAAAUAUUACGAUUAUAAUAGUUUAGAAGAUAUGAUAUUUAAUAUAAAAAAUAAUAUCUCAAAUUUAAAAAAUAAAAAUCAAAUAAAAUAUAUUAAUUUAGUUAUAAAAUUGCUAAAUGUAUACAGAAACGAAAAUAAUAUACAUAUUUCUUCACAGAAAAAAUUUAACUAUUUUAUGCUAAGACAUAUUUUAAGUGAAUCUUUGUCUUUUUUUAAUCUAAAAUAUAAGUUUUUACCAUGGAAUCUUAUGCAUAUUGUUUUAAAAUAUCAAUUAAACGAUGCUAAAAAAAUUUUGCCAUACAAAUAUGAACUAAAAACAUGA